AUGCAGAUUAUCCGAUUUUUUUUCUAUGUGUUCAUGAUUGUGUCGGUGCAGGCGGGCGUGAACUAUUUCAAAGAGCCAAUGUUAGGAGAACAAUAUCAAGGUGGAAGCACGAUUUACUUUUUGGUAUCUCAAUUACCGGAUAUCGACCAACAAACGGUCUAUGCGAAUUUGUAUCGAGAAGGAGGUAGUUUUGCACCCAUCGCAACACUACAAUCUUGGUCACCGUCCAGUAUCGUCAAUACCAAUGAUUUCACUUUUGAAUGGACAACACCAUCCAGUUUGUCUGGUCAGUAUUACGUCAAGAUCGAUGUCGCCAAUGAUCAGGAUGAUAAUGAUAUUUGGCGUUCCUAUACCUUCACGGUCCAUCCUUCUGCAACUAAUAUGAAUUAUAAUAUGAAUAAAUUGAAUACUCAUAAUAAUCAAGUCGUUCGUCCCGUCACUCAACCUUCUUAUCAUACUAAUGACCAUCGAAAAACAAUCACAAACCCUGUUGUUAAAAAUGCCAAUCCUACUCGAGCUGCACAAGCUAUCCCUGCAAAAAAACCCAGUCUUGGUGGUAGAUUGUUACAUCGUCGAUCACAACAAAGACGUCUCACUCCUGUUGAUCCGUCAUCCACAUAG
This is a messenger RNA of Halteromyces radiatus, 621 nucleotides long. RefSeq lists its product as uncharacterized. Bases 1 to 621 code for a protein of 206 amino acids. The record is from RefSeq and is a predicted model, not a curated record. Lineage: Eukaryota; Fungi; Mucoromycota; Mucoromycetes; Mucorales; Cunninghamellaceae. The transcript has 2 exons.